GUUAUGAAGGAGACGGAAAAACAUGUACCCAGCUUGAUAUGUGCUCAAUAAGUAAUGGAGGGUGUCAUCCUUUGGCUACGUGUACCUCAGCUCCAGGACCAGUGCCAUUUUGUUCCUGCACACCUGGCUACACUGGAAGUGGAUAUGGGCCAAACGGGUGCUCUCCUCUCAGUGAUAUUUGUCAGCUGCAAAACCCUUGUGCCAACGGGCAGUGCUUGGCAGUGAUCUCUGGAUAUUUCUGCCUGUGUAAUGCAGGCUGGACAGGCCCUAAUUGUACGGAGAACAUUGACGAAUGCAUUAGCAACCCGUGCCAGAAUGGAGGGACCUGCACCGAUGAGGUCAAUGGUUACUCCUGCGAGUGCACCAGUGCCUGGACAGGACCACAGUGCCAGACAGCCCAGCAAGUUUGUGGAGGAUAUCUCUCAGACUCCAGGGGCACUUUCAGUUACCCUAACAACCCCAACAGCCAGCAGUACAACAGUGGGGUCAGCUGUGCUUGGGUUGUUCAAACUAGUCCCAACAAGAUUCUGCGUAUUAUUUUCCCAUUCUUCCAACUGGAGACAAGUAAUGACUGCAAUUCUAACUUCCUUCAAAUCCAUGAUGGGCCUUCAGCGUCGAUGCAUAUGCUGGGAAAGUACUGUGGCUCCUCACCUCCUGCAGAGCUUUUCAGUUCCCACAACUCCCUGUAUUUUUGGUUCUACUCAGACCACACCAUUACAGCCGGAGGUUUUACUGUUCAGUGGGAAUCUCGGGAUCCUGAAUGUGGUGGUGAGCUAACGGGUACUUACGGCUCGAUCAGUUCUCCAGGAUACCCUGGUAACUAUCCUGUAAACAGAGACUGUUUCUGGACCAUCUCAACCAGUCCUGGCCUCCUCAUCACAUUUGCUUUUGGCACACUGAGCUUAGAACACCAUGAAAACUGCAGUUAUGACCAUUUAGAGAUUCGAGAUGGUCUGCUUCCACAAGACCCCGUCCUUGGCAAAUACUGUAGCACUGGGUCUCCACACCCACUCCAGACUACUGGUCCGUAUGCAUGGAUUCACUUUCACUCUGAUAACUUAGUUACUGAUAAAGGCUUCCACAUCGUCUAUACAACAUCUCCUACUGAUCCAAAUUGUGGAGGAAAUUACACGGAUAGUGAAGGGGUUAUCAUGUCCCCUUUCUGGCCUAACCCUUAUAUCAACAACCGACAAUGUAUCUACAUUAUCAGACAGCCAGAGGAUGAAAAAAUACACCUCAACUUCACGCAUGUGGAGCUGGAAAAUCACACUGGUUGUUCAUCGAAUUAUAUUGAGGUUCGAGAUGGCGGCAGUGAGAUGUCUUCUCUUAUUAACAAGUUCUGUCAUAGUACAUUUAUGCCACCAAUCACUUCCACCAGCAACAGUCUCUGGAUCAAAUUCAAGUCUGAUCCUUCUGUGCAAAGGGCUAGCUUCAGGGCCAUUUAUCAAGUUGCCUGUGGAGGCCUCUUGCAUGGAGAAGGAACUAUUCAUUCACCUUACUACCCCAGGAUGUCCCCUCACCCAAAGACCUGUGAAUGGAUCAUCUCCCAGCCAGAUAGUAAAGUGGUGGUUCUUAACUUUACUGACUUUGACAUUCGAAAUACAACCACUUGUGACUCAGACUACAUUGAGGUCAGAGAUGGCAACAACACAGACUCUCCUCUUUUGGAGAAAUUCUGUGGCACAGCUGUACCAGCUAGGGUGCAAUCCACACGGAACAAUCUCUAUAUCAAAUUCAGAGCUUCCUCUCUUACCAACCUUGGCUUCAGAGCUCAGUACUGGCCACUAGAUACAGUAUGUGGAGAGACUCUCACCGGAGCAGAAGGAACCAUUACAAGUCCUGGACAUUCAGAUGUCUACCCACAUGGUAUUAACUGUACCUGGAUUAUCAACAUUCAACCUGGAUACCUUAUCCGCCUGACAUUCACUUCAUUUAACUUGGCAUUUGAUUACAACUGCAGAAAGGAUUAUCUUGAAAUAUAUGACAACAGCACUGUGCAAAAAUUGGGAAGGUACUGUGGAAGAUCAAUUCCACCUUCUCUCACUAGUGGUGGCAACAUAAUGACGUUGUACUUUGUGACUGAUCACAGCAUUGCAUCUGAGAGCUUCUCAGCUAAUUAUAUCUCCCUGGAUGCAUCAAAAGCGUGCUCACAGAGCUACAUUGCUGAUACUGGUGUUCUAACAUCUCCUAACUAUCCCAAUAACUACCCUGUCCAGAGGGAGUGCAUAUACACCAUCACAGUGGGAAUAAAUAGACAGAUUGUGCUGCGCUUCACCAACUUCACCUUGGAAGGGAAUAAACGCUGUACAGAGGAUUAUGUAGAAAUCAGGGAUGGAGGCUAUGAAACUUCUCCUCUUCUUGGAAAAUACUGUGGCACAGACCUGCCUCCUGUUAUAAUCUCUCAUGGUAACAAGCUGUGGAUAAAGUUUGUAAGUGAUAUAUUUGGCACAAGAACAGGAUUUUCAGCAGAGUGGGAUGGUACUUCAACAGGUUGUGGUGGGACUUUGACAACAUCUUCUGGUAUCUUCAUGUCCCCCAACUACCCUAUGCCGUAUUACCACAAUUCAGAGUGCUACUGGCUGCUCAGAGGAAACCGAGGAACCCCAUUCGAAAUCCAGUUUGAACAGUUCCAUGUAGACUACCACCCAAACUGCAACUUGGAUUAUCUUGCGGUAUAUGAUGGCAACAGCAGUAAUGCUAGACAGCUUGGAAAAUUUUGUGGGAAUCAGAUACCACAACUCAUCCGUUCCAGUGGAGACAGUGUGUAUGUAAAACUAAGGACAGAUCACAGUCAGCAAGGUGGAGGUUUUUUAGCCAAAUACAAACAGGUUUGCCAUGAAGUACUCACUGUUAAUCGUAGCCAUGGCAUAUUGGAAAGUUUAAAUUAUCCAAAUAAUUACCCACUAAAUGAGCACUGCAGCUGGACUAUCCAAAGUACAAAGGGGAGCACACUCAACUAUAGCUUCACAGCCUUUGAUUUAGAAGAUGGAUCUGACUGUGACCGUGACUUCUUGCAGCUCUAUGAUGGGCCUGAUGUACAAUCCAACCUGAUAGGCACUUUCUGUGGGCAGUCUCUUCCACUGGCAGGAAGCACUACAGGGACCAGCCUUCACGUGGUGUUUUAUUCUGAUGGACUGAACACUAGAAGUGGGUUCCAGAUGCUGUGGCAUGUUAAUGGUUGUGGAGGAGACCUCUCUGGCUCUUCUGGUUCAUUUCACAGCCCUGGCUACCCCAACACAUACCCAAGCAAUAGGGAAUGCAUCUGGUACAUUCAUACAGCACCUGGUAGCAGCAUUCAACUCACCAUUCAAGAAUUUGACAUUGAAUAUCAUCCAAACUGCAACUACGAUGUUUUGGAGGUCUAUGGUGGCCCUGAUUUCCUCUCUCCUAGACUAGCCCAGCUGUGUGUUUCAAGAUCAGCACAGAACCCGCUGCGAGUCUCUACUACUGGCAAUUCAGCCGUUGUCCGUUUCAAGACAGAUGAAGGAGUGACAAGGAAAGGUUUUAAUGCCUCCUGGCAAGAAAAUCCGGGUGGCUGUGGUGGUAUUUUCCAAGCUACCAGUGGGGAAAUCCAUUCUCCAAACUAUCCUCAACCUUAUAAUAACAACACAGAUUGUUCUUGGGUCAUCCAAGUUGACUACAGCCACAGAGUCCUGUUGAAUUUCACGGAUUUUGACAUUCAAAAUCACCCUUCAUGUGACUAUGACAGUGUUGCAGUAUAUGAUGGUCCUAGCGAUGAAGCACCACUUCUUAGAAAACUCUGUGGAGUACAGCAUCCUCCUCCUAUCACAUCCUCCAAGAAUCUGAUGUACAUCCGACUGCGCUCUGAUGCAACUUUCCAGUACAGAGGCUUCAGUGCUCGUUUUACUGAAUCAUGCGGAAGUUUCAUAGAGUCAGAUUCAGUUGGGGCAGCAAUUUCCUCUCCUCUGUAUCCUGCCAAAUACCCAGACAAUCAGAACUGCAGCUGGAUUAUUCAGGCUCAGGAACCAUUCAGCCACGUCACACUCUCGUUCACUGACUUUGAUAUCGACAACAGCAGACAAAACUGUACAACAGAUUUUGUGGAGAUUUUGGAUGGGAAUAACUACGAGGCUCCUCUUCAAGGCCGUUACUGUGGCACUACUAUACCACAUCCAGUCACUUCUUUUAGUAAUGCCUUGGUGGUGAAUUUCAUCUCCAACAGUGACAUUACUGCUAGGGGCUUCCAUGCUACCUAUGCUGCAUCAUCAUCAUCCUGUGGGGGUACUUUCCAUAUGGAGAGAGGAGCUUUCAGCAGCCCUGGCUAUCCUGAGCUAUAUCCGCUCAACACCGAGUGUGUCUGGAUGAUUCUCAGCUCCCCUGGCAACCGGGUCCAGCUGUCUUUCACAACAUUUCAGCUGGAAGAUAGUAGCAGCUGCACCAAAGAUUACCUGGAGAUUCGCGAAGGGAAUGAUACAGGGCUGCUUGCAGGACGAUUCUGUGGGAACACUUUGCCUUCAAAUUAUACGUCUACUGUUGGACAUGUCCUGUGGGUCAAAUUUGUGUCGGACAGCUCAGUCGCUGAUGUUGGCUUCAGGGCCAUGUUUUCUCACUUGUAUGGAAACGAUAUUGUGGGAAGCAGAGGACAAAUAGCUUCACCGCAGUGGCCAAGAAGUUACCCUCACAAUUCCAAUUACCAGUGGCGAAUAACUGUUAAUGCUUCACAAGUUAUCCAUGGCCGUAUCCUGCAGAUGGAUACUGAAAAUCAUCACAGAUGCAAUUACGACAAACUAAAGGUUUAUGAUGGGCCCACCAUACAUUCUCGUCUUAUUGGAACAUACUGUGGUGCAGACCCUGUUUCUUUUGCAUCCUCUGGCAGUUCAAUGACAAUCCAGUUCCAGUCAGAUUCGUCUGUGGCUGGAAGAGGUUUUCUUUUGGAGUGGUAUGCAGUGGAUGCUUCUGCUGUUACACACACCAUUGCUAGAGGUGCAUGUGGAGGGACUGUAACAACUGAAGAAACACCUUCAUUCCUCUUCUCACCCGGAUGGCCCAUGAAUUACAAAAAUUCUGCUGACUGUAUGUGGGUUAUCAGAGCUCCUGGAUCCACUGUGGAGUUCAAUAUCCUGGCCCUAGACAUAGAAUCUCACAGCUCAUGCAACUAUGACAAACUUGUUAUCCAAGAUGGAGAUACUAGUCUUUCUCCAGUGCUGGCUACUGUGUGUGGACGAGAACCUCCUGGGCCAAUAAGAUCAACUGGAGAGGCAAUGUUCAUCCACUUCACAUCAGAUGCAAGUGUCACUGGAGCUGGGUUUAAUGCCUCUUAUCACAAAAGUUGCGGAGGCUAUUUGCGUACAGGCAGGGGUGUGAUAACAUCCCCCAACUACCCUCAUGACUAUGCUCCUAAUCUGAAUUGUUCCUGGCAUGUAGUGGUAACCCCCGGAUUUAUCAUCGCUGUCCAUUUUGAACAACCUUUCCAGGUUAAGAGUGAGGAUACUUCCUGCAACCUUGGAGAUUAUGUAGAGCUGAAGAAUGGGUUAGAUAAUGCUGCUCCACCUUUGGUGUCUGGAAGAGGGAAUGGACGGUUUUGUGGAAGCAGCCCCAUCUCUACCAUGUACACUACAGACAAUCAGCUGUUCAUCCACUUUGUAUCUGACAGAAGGAAUGAGGGUCAAGGAUUCAAACUGAAAUAUGAAGCUAAGAGUCUAGCUUGUGGAGGGAAUAUUUUUAUCAAUGAUUUCAACCCCAGUGGAUAUACAUCUUCCCCCAACUAUCCAAGCAAUUAUCCCCCGCAUGCUGACUGCAUCUGGAUCGUAACAGCUCCUAAUGGACAUGCAGUAGAGCUGCAAUUUGAAGAUCAGUUUUACAUUGAACCUUCACCAAACUGCACUUCCAGUUACCUAGAGCUACGCGACGGCGCUGACUCCACUGCUCCCAUCCUUGCCAAGCUGUGUGGAGGUUUGAUGCCAGGCUCGCAGAGGUCCUCAGGAGCUGUCAUGUACCUGAGGUUCAGGUCCGACAACAGUGCUACGCACGUGGGAUUCAAUGCUAAAUACUCCAUGGCUCCCUGCGGCGGGACAGUGACAGGACAAACUGGCGUCAUUGAAAGCACGGGGUACCCUGAGCUUCCUUAUCGAGACAACCUGCUGUGUGAAUGGUUUCUGCAAGGUCCCAGGGGUCACUAUCUUACCAUCAGAUUAGAAGGCCUCGAUAUUCAAAAUUCUUCCAAGUGCACAAAUGACUUUGUGGAGAUCCGAGAAUACAACGCUUCUGGAAAUUUGUUGGGCAGGUACUGUGGUAAUACUCUCCCUGAUGCUGUGGAUACCUCUGACAGUUUUGCUUAUGUCAAGUUUGUUACUGAUGGAUCAGUCAAUGCCCGAGGAUUCAGACUGCGCUUUGAUUCCAGUACUGAAG
Apaloderma vittatum (bar-tailed trogon) is the source of this 6369-nucleotide messenger RNA. RefSeq names its product cubilin (intrinsic factor-cobalamin receptor) (gene CUBN). The record is from RefSeq and is a predicted model, not a curated record. The transcript is spliced from 38 exons. The annotation marks the transcript as partial. Gene Ontology annotation, molecular function: calcium ion binding. NCBI's taxonomy places the organism in Eukaryota, Metazoa, Chordata, Aves, Trogoniformes, Trogonidae.